This is a messenger RNA of Dicentrarchus labrax (European seabass), 2526 nucleotides long. Its product is annotated as thymus-specific serine protease. Gene Ontology annotation, biological process: proteolysis. Lineage: Eukaryota; Metazoa; Chordata; Actinopteri; Moronidae. The transcript has 12 exons. Gene Ontology annotation, molecular function: serine-type exopeptidase activity; dipeptidyl-peptidase activity. Bases 218 to 1912 code for a protein of 564 amino acids. The record is from RefSeq and is a predicted model, not a curated record. Gene Ontology annotation, cellular component: lysosome; endosome.
CACACAGUCUCACCCGGUUCUCAUGAUGUGUCAAAUUCAGAUCAUAAUAAUGCAUAGGUCAUAUCAGUUUCCACAGCCAUAUUUCAGGGAUCACCUCAUCAUUGCAGCCCCCUCCAGGGACUAUAUAGGGAUCUGCUGAGCGGUGGAGAUCCUCCUGAGUCCUGCAGAUUGGAUAUGCAUUCAAUUUAGCUUAAAGCAUCCCGAUUUGGUGGUAAAGAUGUUUUUCUCCCCAGCCCGUGGUCUCAUCCUUCUACUGCUCUUGAACAUUGCUGAUGCUGGGCGGAUUCUGAGGAAGAUCAAGGAGCGCGUGCGUGAUCUCCAGCUGCAGAAAGCCAAGCAGCAUCUCCUGAUGCGCACAGAAAGCGGUCAUCAGCCUCUCCAACGUGUGAAGGAGGGAAGGAUUCACCAGAAGCUGGACCACUUCAGCCGACAAGACGUUAGCACCUUCCCUCAGAGGUUCUUUGUGAACGAGGCAUACUGGCAUUGUCCUGAUGGUCCAGUAUUCCUCUUCAUCGGAGGCGAAGGGCCCAUCUUUGAGUUUGAUGUUCUGGCAGGUCACCAUGUGGACAUGGCUGAAGAGCACGGGGCUCUGCUAUUGGCUCUGGAGCAUCGUUUCUAUGGUGACAGCAUCAACCCUGACGGCCUGAAAACGGAGAACCUGGCAGACCUGAGCAGCCAGCAGGCGCUUGUUGACUUGGCUGUAUUCCACCAGUACAUCAGCCAAAGCUUCAAUCUGAGCCACAAGAACACCUGGAUCAGCUUUGGAGGCUCGUACUCUGGAGCUCUGUCCGCCUGGUUCAGAGGAAAGUUUCCCCAUCUGGUGUACGGAGCCGUGGCCUCCUCUGCUCCUGUAAAGGCGAAGCUGGACUUCUCUGCUUACAGCAAUACUGUUGGCUUGAGUCUCGCGAAUGAAGCAGUUGGUGGCUCAGAAAAGUGUCUAGCUGGUGUGCGAAAAGCCUUUGCUGCUGUGGAAGCAGCACUGAUGAGUGGUAAUGCCAGCCAGGUGGCAAUGGACUUUGACUGCUGUCACAUCCCCAAGGAUCUUAAUGAUCAGAUUGAGCUGAUGCAAAACUUGGCCGACAUCCUCAUGGGAACAGUGCAGUACAAUGAAGAAGGGGUGCUCAUGUCUAUUAAUGAGAUCUGUGGUAUUAUGACCAAUAAGAGCGAGCCAUUUGAGAAGGAGAUGGAGGCUUACAACCGCCUUGUUAAACUUGCACAGAUCUACCAUUCUACCAGUGAGGAACCAUGUCUGGAUAUCUCCCAUGAGAAAACAGUGAAAGAUCUGAUGGAUACGUCUCUCCACUCAGGCAGAAGAGCAGAGAGACAGUGGACCUACCAGACCUGCACCGAGUUUGGCUUCUGUACUACACACGCACACACACAUGCACCAACAUAUAGUCAACCUUCAUUCUACCCAAGCCUUGACACUUUUUCUCUCUCUCUCUCUCUCUCUGUGUAUGUGUGUGUGUGUGUGUGUGUGUGUGUGUGUGUGUCUGUGUGUGAAGACCAGACUUGUGAGGAUGCCACUUGUCCAUUCUCUGGGAUGGUGACUCUGCAGACCGAGACUGAAGUCUGUCCCAUAGUGUUUGGCAUUUCCCAGCAUUCCCUGCCUGGACGCAUUGCCUUUACGAACACUUACUAUGGAGGAAACAACCCACACACCCACAGGGUCCUCUAUGUCAAUGGUGGAAUUGACCCAUGGAAGGAGCUGUCAGUGGUGGAGGACAGGACUCGGGACGGAGGAGAAGCCCAGACUAUAUUUAUCAAGGACACUGCUCACUGUGCUGAUAUGAUGAGUGGAAGAGCCACAGACCGCUGUUCACUCAAAAAAGCCAGAGAGGAGAUUGAGAAACAUGUGAGCAAUUGGCUGAAGAUGGCUGCCCAGGAGAGGAUGGAGAAAAGAGCAGUCUGAUCAGAUCACAUUACAACCUGAUCAGCUCUUAUCACUGUUCCCUGAAACUGAUAAGAAAGCUGUUAAUAAGCUUGUGUGCCUGGCUGCUCUGCUUCAUCAUCGUCCACAUUUUCUUCCAUUUCCUCCCCUCCUGUUUUCCUCCUCCUUACUGUCCAUCCAAAUCUAUCUCACAGCACUGCGCUUCCUCUGUGUGUUUGUGCAGUUUUUUGUGCAGUGUAGAGCAAGUUUCAGCAUUUAAGGAUUUUUUGUGUACCUUUACGGAUGUUUUUCCUGUUUUUAAUGUUACUUUUAAUUUGGGAAAUUUCUUAGUUAUCUUAUAUUUGAUAUUUAUGUAGAAUGUAAAGCUACAUUGUGUUUAUGCUUAUAAUUACAAUCAUUUAAUGGCUGUUUCCUACAUAUUAGCUUUUGUGUGUCCAGUAAAAGUAGUUUGGCUGUGGUUUGUUUUUACAAUAUUCAGCAGCUCCCAUAACCUUGUAGUAUCACUAGGGUGCGAUAUUGCUACAUGUGUGUCAAACCCGUUUCUUUCUCCUCAGGAAGCAGAACUCGGAAUAGUUUUCCUCACUAAUGUUUAUCUGUUUGUCUCAAUAAAAGGCUGCAAAUGUCUUGAUUUUGAA